This is a messenger RNA of Sinocyclocheilus grahami, 906 nucleotides long. Its product is annotated as FRAS1-related extracellular matrix protein 2-like. Gene Ontology annotation, biological process: cell communication; anatomical structure morphogenesis. NCBI's taxonomy places the organism in Eukaryota, Metazoa, Chordata, Actinopteri, Cypriniformes, Cyprinidae. The record is from RefSeq and is a predicted model, not a curated record. The annotation marks the transcript as partial. The transcript has 5 exons. Gene Ontology annotation, cellular component: membrane.
CGCCAGUGUUUUACUUUGGAGAAACUGAGUACCAUGUGGAUGAGAGUGAUGGUUAUGUCGAAGUCCGGGUUUGGAGAACAGGAAGUGACCUUUCCAAAACCGGAACUGUCACAAUACGGUCUCGAAAAACUGAGCCUGUUUCAGCCGAAGCUGGUGUGGACUACGUUGGGAUUAGUAAGAACCUAGACUUUUCUCCGGGCGUCACCAUGCAGACAUUCAAGGUUACAAUCCUGGAUGACCUGGGACAGCCGGUGCUGGAGGGGCCAGAGAAAUUUGAGCUGGUUCUCCGUAUGCCAAUGAACGGCAUAUUGGGUGAACCAGGAAAAGCUACAAUCUACAUCAACGACUUCAUCUCAGAUUUGCCCAAGGUGCAGUUCCGAGAUCCUACGUACACAGGUAAUGAGAAUGAUGGGCAGAUAUCUGCUGUAGUGUACCGGAGUGGAGAUUUGAGCUACAAGUCCAGUGUGCGGUGCUACAGCCGUCAAGGUUCGGCCCAAGUCAUGAUGGACUUCAACGAGAGGCCGAACACAGACAUCUCAACCAUUGUCUUUUUACCAGGAGAGGUGGAGAAGCCUUGUGUCCUCAUCCUUGUGGAUGACACCGAACACGAGGAAGACGAGGAGCUGAGAUUGGUGCUGGGAAGCCCCAAGAGCGAGUCUCCAUUUGGGGCCUCCAUAGGGGCUCAGAAUGAGACACUCGUCAAGAUAAAGGACGAUGCUGACAAGGCCAUUAUCAGGUUUGGAGCAACCAAGUUCAGUGUCAGUGAACCUAGUGAGUCAGGGCAAAUCUCAGUGGUGAGGAUCCCGGUCCAGAGGACAGGAGACACAUCCAAAGUGUCUGUGGUUCGGGUCCACACAAAGGAUGGCUCGGCUUCCUCUGGAGAAGAUUACCAUCCCAUCUCUGAAG